Messenger RNA from Drosophila ananassae, 3001 nucleotides. It is a transcript of the gene AIF, whose product is annotated as putative apoptosis-inducing factor 1, mitochondrial. NCBI's taxonomy places the organism in Eukaryota, Metazoa, Arthropoda, Insecta, Diptera, Drosophilidae. The record is from RefSeq and is a predicted model, not a curated record. Gene Ontology annotation, molecular function: NAD(P)H oxidase H2O2-forming activity; protein dimerization activity; FAD binding. The transcript is spliced from 7 exons. Gene Ontology annotation, biological process: apoptotic process; mitochondrial respiratory chain complex assembly. Gene Ontology annotation, cellular component: mitochondrion; cytoplasm. The coding region runs from base 284 to 2497 and encodes 737 amino acids.
UUUUGGCGCUUUCCAACACUAAGCCAGCGAGGGCCACCCCUCCGGCUUAUCGAAAAACAUUGGAACAAUUUUCUCCACCUCUAUUGCUGUGACAUAUUAAUUAAAAUUUUUUUCAUAACAUUAGCACAGUAGGAGCGGAGAAAAACAACAACAAUACGAAGCUAGGACAGAUACAAGAUAGUUUAAAUUUUUCAUAGAAAUUACUUAUUUUUUUCACACACACACGCCCGCUUACACACGUUUGUUCAAACAGAGACAGAAAUUACGAAGAACAUAAAUCGAAAUGAGUAUUUUGAGUGUGCGCUAUCUGGCCCAGAAGUUCAUCCGCCAGGCGAACAUAUUGGCCAACAGGCGGGUACUGGGUCCCACAUAUCAGCGUUCGCCACCGGCAUACGCUCAUCUACGGUCGGCACACAGCAGCCUGUAUCAAAUGGUAAAGAAACGCACUCUCGAGGCGCGCAGCAAAAUGCAAGCCAAUAAGUAUCCGAACAAUCAAGCCUGCGUAACCACACCAAUCGCCAGCGAGUACGAAGCGAAUGUGGAUACCACCAAUCCCGCCGCACCGAUACCCUUUGCCACCACCUCCACCACUGCAACCGCCAACUAUCAAGCUCCCUCCCAAGUCGAUCCACUAUUCAAAGUGGGCUUUGCCGACUGCAAGAGCAUCUGUAGUGCCAAGGAGGUGCUGAAAUCCUCGGACUGCGAGACGCACACUUCUGCCGCCGCGAUGGAUGUUUGCAAGCAGAAGAAUGUCUGCGAAGAGUUCAAGCGCAAACGCAAAGAAACAAGUGUCCACGACGAUGAUGGCUCCGAUGGAAAGGAUGGUGAAGACGAGUGCGAGUGCCGGCUGAAGGAUUUGCGAUUCAAAUGUCUAAUGGGUGCACUGGCCGCCCUCCUAGCUGGAGGAUUUCUGGCUUGGUUGGUGUCGCGCUUAACGGAUGACAGCGAAGCCAAGAGGCAACAGGAAGAGAACGACCGAAACAAACGUAACCUCAUAUCUGGCUUAGUCACGAGUCCACCCAGUUCCGAAUCCCUGCCCAAGCAUGUCCCGUACCUGAUCAUCGGCGGCGGCACCGCUGCUUUCUCCGCUUUCCGGGCCAUCAAGUCCAACGAUGCUACCGCAAAAGUGCUGAUGAUCAGCAACGAGUUCCGCAAACCCUACAUGCGCCCGCCCCUGUCCAAGGAGCUCUGGUAUACGCCCAAUCCCAACGAAGAUCCCAUCAAGGACUAUCGCUUUAAGCAGUGGACGGGCUCUGAGAGAAGCUUGUUUUUUGAACCAGAUGAGUUCUUCGUAGAUCCAGAGAACCUGGCGGACAGCACCAAUGGUGGAAUAUCCGUUGCCCAGGGUUUCGCCGUUAAGAAAGUGGACGCCCAAAAGCGCGUUGUGACGCUAAACGAUGGCUAUAAGAUCGAAUACAAUACGUGCCUUAUCGCCACCGGUUGCUCGCCCAAGAACCUGCCCAUGUUCCGCGACGCAUCACCGAGUGUACGGGAAAAGGUGAUGGUGUAUCGUACGCCGGAUGACUUUGAUCGACUGCGUCGCUUGGCGGCGGAGAAGCGAUCCAUUACCAUUGUGGGCAAUGGUUUCAUUGGCAGCGAACUGGCCUGCUCCCUGGCGCACUACGCCAAGGAGAACAAUGGCGGUAAGGUGUACCAGGUGUUCCAGGAGGAUGGCAACAUGUCGAGGGUCCUGCCGAAGUACCUUAGCCGUUGGACGAUGGCCAAGAUGGAAGCUCAGGGCGUUUGCGUCAUCCCGAAUGCCAGUGUUAAGUCCGCGACACGAGACAACAACAAUCUCAAGUUGGAGCUUAACAAUGGCAUGACCCUUAUGUCGGACGUGGUGGUCGUAUGUGUGGGCUGCUCCGCCAACACGGAGCUGGCGAGUCCCAGCCAUCUGGAGGUGGACCGCAGUUUGGGCGGCUUUGUGGUUAAUGCCGAACUGGAGGCUAGAACAAAUCUGUAUGUGGCGGGAGAUGCUUCCUGUUUCUAUGAUCCGCUGCUGGGCAGACGGCGAGUGGAGCACCAUGAUCACUCUGUUGUCUCUGGUCGUUUGGCCGGUGAGAACAUGACUGGAGCCAAGAAACCGUAUCAGCAUCAGAGCAUGUUCUGGUCGGAUUUGGGUCCAGAGAUUGGCUACGAGGGUAUCGGUCUGGUGGACUCUUCCCUGCCCACAGUCGGUGUAUUCGCGUUGCCAACGAAUGUGGCCAAGCGGGUGGACAAGCUGCCCGAAUCGCCGGAGAAUCAAAGCUCAGAAAGUGCACCAACCUCAUCCAAUGCGUCGGUGGAGAAGAGUGAUAAGGAUGGUGUUACCUGUAAUCCGGAUGAAUCGGAAAACUAUGGAAAAGGUGUAAUCUUCUAUUUGAAAAACGAUAAAGUCGUUGGUAUUCUGCUGUGGAAUCUUUUCAAUCGAAUAGGAUUAGCUAGGACGAUAAUUAAUCAGAAUGCCAAGUACGAUGACCUCAACGAGGUGGCCAAACUGUUCGAGAUUCAUGCGUAGAGCACCGAGUGUCCCCAUGGAGUGGACAAAAUAUAAUCCCUGGAAUGCAAAUCAUGCCGGCACCGAACAGAAAUCCGAGUUCAGCAUUUAACUGUGUAUGAGUGUGUGCAACAUGCAACAUGCAACAUACAACUGAAACUGGAUACAAAUCGGCAAAUCGGCACAAUGCAACAGAAAUUUUAGUUUUAUUAUUUUUGAAGUAAAUCACUUAUUUUUUUGUAUAAUCAACGACGACAUUCAUUCGGUGUAUCUGCAAUGUAAAUAUGUAAGAGACGUGGAUACUCGGUCAUCUGUUGAGCUUUCGUGUGUGUUUCCUUUCUUUUUUUCCAAAUAAUAAACAAAUAAUGUCAUGCAACAGGCAACAAACAUCUAAACAGAACGCACAGCUACUUUGUUGAAAUUAUGUUGCAUUCGAAGUGUAAAUUAUACCUUAAUUGUUUCAAUAGAUUUAAGCGUUACUAUCCCCAGUCUAUUUCUAAUAAAAAUAGGAUUUUUUAAACCAAA